GCGAUGCGGUCGUUGAUGAAGUCAUGACAGCAAAAAAUGACCUCGAGCCAGAUGCGAAUGCCGGUGGCCUCUACAUAGUAGUGAAAUUUCCUGAAGAAGAUGAUGCUGUUGCCAUUAUACAUAAAAACUGGAUCGAUGGCAACGGCUGCAUGUGGCCUCCACAAAAAAAAUACAUAAAAAGCUUGUUAAAAGCUGGGGCCAUGCCUGGAAAUGACUGGAGGAGUCUGCCUUGUGAAGUGGUUGAGGCAUUUGCCAAUUACGAUGAUGCUGUACGGGGCCUCAGAAAGGCUGAAGACAACUCAGACAUCGCAAGUGCAAGUGAACAUGGCAGAGGAAAAAGGAAAAAGAAAAGAAGGCACUACAGUGACGAAGACGAGAUGCCACUCCCGCAGCCACCACAGUCUAUGCAGAAAAGAGCAACACAUGGUAUUGCAGAAAGAUCUGCAAGGAUGGAACCGCCAAGUAUUUCGACUGUUUCACAGCACUCGGCAUAUAAUGAAAGAAUGCAUGGUACUGCAAAGCGGUCUGGAAAGGAGCCACUGCACUCGUGGAACGUUCCACAGCGCUCUGCAUAUAAUGAAAGAAUGCAUGGUAGUCCUGAGUGUUCUGCAAGGGAGCCACUGCAGCGGAGCUUUCCACGGCGUCCUGAAUGUGAUGACAACGCUCAGAGUGACUUGCCAGGCUUGUGGCCGUGUGUUAAUCGAACGCCGACACCAAGUUCAGGCCAUUACGACUGUAGGAGCCAGCCAUUUGAGCAUGAACAUUUAGGGUUGGAGAGACGCCAGAAAACUAGCACCCAUGCCCGCUCGCCUCUCACAGCUGCCUCUCAGCCAAGAAAUGACUUCUCACGAUCAGGAUCAUAUGGGCUGAGCAGGGCUUCAUUUCCCACUGCUGAUGUACUGUCUACACCUACCUCAAGGCCCACAAGCAGGUCGGUUUCAACCAUAAAUGGGCCAUCUGAUUUUGAACACCAGGUCUUCAAGAUCUUGCAAACAAUUUUAAUGAGGGUUGAGCACCAAGGGCGCCAACUUGAUGCCAUUGCACAACAGCUAUGCAGUGGCCCUUUGACAGUUGGGCCCGCAAAGGAUGUGGUCCCAAAACCAUUCGAGGACAUCAAGGCAUUCGAAGAAUUUGAUGCCGAGAUAUCAACAAAUGAAGGAACAAGGACACGCCUGAUGCAGCAAUUUCAUGGUCUUGGAGGCAGCAGCGUAGGACCCGCAACACGGCGCAUUUUAGGAAUUUUGCUAAGCCAAGAAGUGGCAGUGCAGUACAGUUGGCUCGGCAAAAAAGGAAAGAAAAGUUUCUCUGCACUGCAGGUGGCUGACACAAUCACAAGGGCCGUAAUGCAAAAUUUUCCAACGUCAAAAAGAAGUGAUGUAGAAAGUAUAAUUAAGGUGUGGCUGCGCCACUCUGGUGAAAAACUUAGAAAACAGCAGGCCAAGGCUGCCACAUCUGAAGGCUCACAGGAUGUGCACUCAGAUUUUUCAGAUUAAAUGCCUCAAAGUGCAAGUACAAAGCCCAAUUUCAAGAGGAAUCAAUGUGUUCAAGAAUUUUUGCUGGCCCUGGCAAGGACCAGCACAGUCAUUUAUAUUCUAGUCAGGAAACUGCACUUCGUUGAAGAAAUGUUGGCUUUGGCAAGUGCCACCACAGUCUUUCAUAAUAAA
Molecule: messenger RNA, 1664 nt
Organism: Dermacentor albipictus
Lineage: Eukaryota; Metazoa; Arthropoda; Arachnida; Ixodida; Ixodidae
Source: RefSeq, a predicted model, not a curated record